Myxocyprinus asiaticus (Chinese sucker) is the source of this 6605-nucleotide messenger RNA. RefSeq names its product zinc finger protein 507-like. Gene Ontology annotation, molecular function: DNA-binding transcription factor activity; RNA polymerase II cis-regulatory region sequence-specific DNA binding. NCBI's taxonomy places the organism in Eukaryota, Metazoa, Chordata, Actinopteri, Cypriniformes, Catostomidae. The record is from RefSeq and is a predicted model, not a curated record. The transcript has 7 exons. Gene Ontology annotation, biological process: regulation of transcription by RNA polymerase II. Bases 131 to 3139 code for a protein of 1002 amino acids.
GAAGAAGUGCUUCACUGGCGCUCCAUUCUUGCCAUUUUGAGUCCAGAGUGAAGCACUUUUACAGCCCAGGGAUAAAAGCUGUGCAUCACGAGCACUGAGGCCAAAGAUCAGACACAACUGCUGCAUCAGUAUGGAGGACAGCAGUGGUGUUGCUGUCCUUGUGCCUCAUUCUAGGGUUCAGCAGGAUGCUGUCUUCAUCCCUGACCCACAUCUCCAUGAUGGCGAGGACCAGCACAGGCAGCAGCAAAAGCGCGCUGCUGACUCCCUCAUCCAGGUCAUCGAGAAGCUCAGCAAAAUUGUGGAGAAGCAGCCCCGGCGAUGCACAGUCUCUGGGAAAAAGCGGCCCUUGAUGACCUUUGCUUCUGGACCUGUUCCAGACAGCAGGGGUGGGACUGGUGGGCCUACACCUUGUAAGAGACCCAGAGAGCAGAGGGAGGAAUGCCCAGCAUAUAGCUGCACAUCUUGUAAUGCGUACGAACAAGAGCCUUCAAGUCUAAGCACUCGGACUGCUACUGGCUACCAGUGCAAUAUGUGCCGAUUUAUCUCACCCACAUUGGAGAUGUUAAAAGAGCAUUUGCUGCAUCACGACAAGCAUCACAGCGACCUCAUCCUCACGUGCUCAGAGUGUCAGUUUACCUCCGACCACCAAGAGGAACUAGUGGCACAUGUAAGACUCCACCUGGAGGAAGGGGACCAUGCCAAGAUCUUCACUGAGGAGCUAAGGACAGCAUCAGCAAGGAGCGUUCAGCACAGGAUGACUAAGAACUUUGAAUCAGAGGAGAACUCUAUAAUGAAAAAGUGGUACAGCUUUGAGCAAGGUAGGUAUCAUUGUCUCAUCUGCAACUAUGAAUGCAGACAACAGCGCAAUCUGAAGACCCACGCAUGGAAACAUGCUGGCCUCGUUGACUGUUCGUACCCUAUAUUUGAAGAUGAGGUGGACUGUCCUGAUAGCUUCAGCCCUCCUUUGGUUCAAGCAGGAAAGGAGGUUACUAUUGUAGUCCUUGUGGCUGUAGGAGGAAAAUCUCAAAUGAUGCAUGGCUCAUCUAACCUUAAGCUAGAGCUGUGUGCCUCACCAGAAGUGAACUGUCAUGGGGAGACUGUCGCUGUGAAAACGAUGGAGACCAAAAUCCCUGUCCUGAACCACAUUUUGUCUAUUAAAGACUCUGAGGAGCCUUUAGUGGAGAUCCCGGUGACACCAGAAGCACAGAUGGAACUGGAGUUGGAGACGGAGAGCCAGCAGGCAAGCUCUGACAGCCUCCUGUUCUCUGCGCAGAAGAUCAUCAGCUCCGACGUCAACAGUGACGGCCAUGUCAACGUCAUUGUAGAACGCCUCCCCUGUGCCUUAGAACAAGCCUUGUCAAGCAAGCCUUUGCUCCUCAGUCCAGAGGUGGCAGGAGACAAGACCCUCCUUGCCUCUGAGGAGCCAGAGUUAGAGAGCCAACACCACCACAUAUACUUCAAGCAAGAGAAGGAGGUCGUGAUUCGUUGGAAUGGAGGUGAUCGACAACUGGAGAAGGAGAUGGUGCCUUCAGGUUCUCCACCAGAUGAAAAUGUUCCACCAGUUCGGAGGAGGACUUAUUCAGAGUCUCUUCGGCUGCAUUCUUUGGCCGCCGAGGCACUGGUGGCCAUGCCCAUGAGAGCCCCUGAGCUUAGCAAAACUGUUGUUAAAGGCAUCCAUGGCCUGAGUGUGCAAAACCCUGAUAUAGGCCAGAGAAUUAUAGAGAUCGGUAACACUUCUGCCAAUCCUAAGGCAUCCUCUGGGGAGCUUACUGGUGCAAUUGGAACUCCAGCUGCUCUUCUUAACUUCGGCCUUCAGAGUCCAAGAAGUUCGAGAGAUGUGCUUGUUGAGGGACCCUCCAAAGCUGGCAUCAGUAUGUCUCUUUUGACUGUCAUCGAGCGACUGCAAGAGCGCUCAGACAAAAACACUUCGGAUGAGGACAUUCUAAAGGAGUUGCAGGACAUCACCCAAAGUCAACAUGGAAGUGGAGUCCCCAGGGGUGUUGCUGGGUCUGGGGUUGUUUCUACUACGGAGGGUCUGGUUGAAUAUAUUGCUGGGAGUGAGAGGCCCUACCGCUGUCGACUGUGCCUUUACAGCAGUGGGAACAAGGGCUACAUCAAGCAGCACCUCCGUGUACAUAGACAACCUUACCAGUGCCCCAUCUGUGAGCACAUAGCCUGUGACAGCAGAGACCUGGAGUGUCAUAUGAUCCACCACUGCAAGGCCCGCAUGUACAGCUGCAAACAGUGCAACGAGAGUUUCCACAACAAGAGUCAGCUGAGGAACCAUGAGAGAGACCAGCAUGGGAUAGAUGACAUCAGCGGCACACUGACCCAUGUUGCUGAAGGCACUGUAGCUGUGGAGGAAUCGGGAAGGAUGACUGAUGAGGAUCCUGUCAGUGAGCAGAGUGUUUUCAAAUGUGAUGUAUGUGACUACACCAGUUCCACAUAUGUUGGGGUGCGCAACCAUCGUCGAAUCCACAACUCUGAUAAGCCAUACAGAUUUGAAAAGUGCUGCAGCUGUGACUUUGCCACGACUAAUAUGAAUAGCCUGAAGUGCCACAUGAAGAGACAUCCACAGGAACACCAAGCCAUGCAGCUGCUGGAGCAGUACAGGUGCUCCCUAUGUGGAUAUGUGUGCAGCCACCCACCAUCUCUCAAAUCCCACAUGUGGAAACAUGCUGGAGAUCAGAAUUACAACUACGAGCAAGUGAACAAAGCCAUCAAUGAGGCCAUUUCACAGAGCAGCCGAUCGCCUACUAUGUCUCUGAAGUCAACACCUGAGACUGGAGUUGAAUGUCCCUAUAUUGUCUUAAGCAGAAAAGACCAACAGUCAUCUGAGGUGAGUUCUGCUACAGGGGCCACUGGCAGAGCUUCAUCAGAGGGCAGCCCUGUGAGCUUAUCCUCCAGCAGGGAGCAGGCCAGUGGGGCCAUGGCAUGUCAGGGCAGCUCUGGGCAGGCACAGGCAGGUAUGGAAUACUGUGUGCUGCUCUUUUGCUGCUGUAUUUGUGGCUUUGAGUCCACCAGUAAAGAGCAGCUGAUGGAGCACAUGAAGCACCAUGAUGGAGACUUGAUUAGCAUCAUACUUGGCAAGGAGCAACAGGGAAAUCAGCCAGCAGAGACCAGCAGCAGCAGCCAGUGAUGCACGCAUUUUUAUACAUACUGGUCUUGUAUUUAGUUUCUGCUUGGACAAGCAACAUGCACCUUCUUUUUGUUUUUUUCCUCUCGCUCUAUCUCCGUACUGAUGUCACAGUUAAUUUCCGUUACUUUUGUCAAACAUGGAUAUGUGAUUUCAGAGAGGUGCAUGUUAAGUGGAUUUCAGAUUUUUGCAUAGAAAAAGACAUUUUCAGUGUGAUUUUUGUGAUUUUCAAAGGCAUUUUAUACCUCAUCCAUUUAGAAUAAGCACCAUUGAGUCCACACAUUAUGAAACAAGGCAGCUUCUCUUAUUCACUGUAUAAUUGUACUAAUUUAUAUCUAUAUUACUUGGGUGUUUACCUUUAAGUUGGCACUUGCCAUGUUGUUUGAGCGUAGAGAGGCAAAUUUCCUUCUUGCCCUCUGUGUGUCCAUGUUUGCAUUGAUAUUUAUCAAACGUAUUUAUUUUUGUGCAUGUUCCCCUCCGUUAUGUUCAAACAAUUUAUAUAAUUUGUUUCGAAUAUUGUCUUUAUUUUGGUGCUUUUAGUCUUGCACUCAGAAAUGAGUGGAAGAGAAGUCAUCAUUGGGAAUGUCUUUGAAAAUUGUAUAUAAACAGUACACUAUAAAUUUAACAAGUGUAAAUCGGUCCAGUAAAAAGAACUAAAUAUGUGAAAAAUGCAUCAGAAGUAUAUAUACAGUACAUUUAGAAAGUAUUCAGACCCCUUCAUUUUUUUUCACAUUUUAUGUUGCAGCCUUAUGCUAAAAUGCCUGUACAGGACUUAAAGGAUCUGCUGCUAACGUCUUGGUGCCAGAUAACACAGGACACCUUCGGAGGUCUUGUGGAGUACAUGCCUUGAUGGGUCAGAGCUGUUUUGGCGGUACGAGGGUGACCUACAUGAUAUUAGGCAGGUGGUUUUAAUGUUGUGGCUGAUCGGUGUGUGUAUGUAUAUAUACAGAGAUGAGCUGGUUUGAGUGUUUCUGUAAUGGCUGAUCUCCUGGAUUUACACAUGAAUGCCAGGACCCAAGGUUUCCCAGUAGAAUUAUUGCCCAGAGUAUCACACUGCCUCUGCCGGCCUGCCUUCUUGCCAUGGUGCAUCCUGCUGCCAUCACUUCCCCAGGUAAAUGACGCACCCGGCCGUCCACAUGAUCUAAAAGAAAACGUGAUUCAUCAGACCAGGCCACCUUCUUCAAUUGCUCCAUGGUCCAGUUCUGACACUCACAUGCCCAUUGUAGGCGCUUUUGGCGGUGGACAGGGGUCAGCAUGGGCACUCUGACUGGUCUGUGGCUACGCACCCCCAUACGCAGCAAGCUACGAUGCACUUUGUGUUCUGACACCUUUCUAUCAUGGCCAGCAGUACGUUUUUCAGCAAUUUGUGCUACAGUAGCUCUUCUGUGAGAUCGGACCAGACGGGCUAGCCUUCACUCCCCAUGCGAAACGUUACUAACCACUGCAUACUGGGAACACCCCACAAGACCUGCCGUUUUGGAGAUGCACUGACCCAGUUGGCUAGCCAUCACAAUUUGGCCCUUGUCAAAGUUGCUCAGAUCCUUACGCUUGCCCAUUUUUCCUGCUUCCAACACAUGAAAUUCAAGAACUGACUGUUCACUUGCUGCCUAAUAUAUCCCACCCCUUCAUAGGUUCCAUUGUAACGAGAUAAAUGUUAUUCACUUCACCUGUCAGUGGUUUUAAAUGAUCAGUGUAUGUGAUCAGUGGUGUGUGUGUGUGUGUGUAUGUAUGUAUGUAUGUAUGUAUGUAUAUAUAUAUAUAUAUAUAUAUAUAUAUAUAUAUAUAUAUAUAUAUAUAUAUAUAUAUACACAUAUCACACACACAAAGGUCAUGUAUUUGCAGUAGGGCACACAUGACUGAUGUACAUUUAUUUUUUUACAGCUAGUGCUGUAUUGGUAGGAAAGCUUUUACAAUUCAUAACUGGGUCAUGGGUUCAAAAACAUCUGUGAUGUAUUUAACCUGAAAAAUAUGAUGUGGUUUUGGCAUUGAUAUUUUGUAUUUUUUGUUUGAUCACUACCUCUCAAAUUAAUGACUGCAAUUUGUUUUCAACCUUGGCUUUAACUUUAGCCUCCCUCAAUUUGGAUUUUAUAUACAUCAUAUUUACCAAGGGAUGAUUUGCAUGCACUUAAUGUUUGUAUGUCAACAGUCUAAAAUGCAAACUUGGGAUGAUAAAAGGACAUCCAUAAUUCAUGCAGACUUCUCACUGCCUGGUAUAUCAGAGAAAUUAAAUCUUAGGAAUUAAACUGUUGGAAUUUACAUAACAGAUUAUUAUAUUUUGAGCCUAAUUUACAAUUCAGACUUCAAGUGUCACCAAAAUAGUAACGUGGUCUGCAUAUAAACCUUGCAAUCAAACUGAUGUGAAUACACAAUCAUUGUCAGUUUUGAAAUUGCUUUCUCAUUUCAAUCCAAUGGUUUAAUACAAAAUCAUCCAUUGAUACUUCGUGUCUGAGACCGCAUUUGGUGGUUAUUUGCAUAAUACACACUUGUUACUUUCCAAGUCUUAUUAAAAGUACUGUUCUUUCAGCAAAGAUAAACUGAGCUUUCAGAAGCUUCAUUUUGCAUUUUAGCUACUGCGUUUUAUUUGGUGUUAACUAAGCUGAUGUAGUGCAAAUUAAUCAAGAACCUACCAUUUAGUAUUUUCCUUUUUCUUUCCUGUGUCUAAAAGCAGGAUUUGGCAGUCAUUCUGUUCACAUUAUAUAUGCCAGCAAUCUGAUUUAUUUGGAAAUCAAGUAGUGUUGUUUUUCAGAUUUUUUCCUAGCACAAUGCAAUAUAUCUGGAAUGUAUUUUUUCUAAAGAUAAACAAGAUGUUUAGAGUUAUCAGCACAUUCAUUAGCAGGGUCUAGUGUAAAAAUUGUGUCACUAGACUCGGUAAUCAUACAGUUCUAGUAUUGAGGAUAUGAUCUCAGACACAAGCGUGCCUUCCACUUCAGCAGCCUCAUCUUUCAUGGCUAUUCAGUCAAGUUUAGAAAAAUACUAUUAAUCUUAAACCAAGCAGUGUCCCAGUAAUAAGUGCAUUGGCAUUUUGGAUUAGACCUUAUGUAUAAUGUGCCCUCAAGAAUUGUGUAAUGUAUUCAGACACGUGGUACUGUAAUAUGGUUUUAUUGUAUGUAUACUGUUGAAAACUGACAUUUUUUAAGUUAAAAUUUUUUUUAACUUGUACAAACACUACAGAAAAGAAAAAUAAUCAAGUACAUUAAAAAUUACUUUUCAUUAGCCAAAGUAUCAAAAAAAGUAUUUACUGUAUAUAAGGGAAUGGUUGGCAUUUGAAACUGAAAACAAGCAUAUCAUGUUACAUGCUGCCAUGCCAAAGGAGAGAAGGAACGUCUGGAUUUUACAGACUAAAGUGCCAUUUUCUUUUUGAAUUACAGAGGUAUAAAGGGCCCUGUUUUAAUAUUAGUGUUCUGUUCGCAAUUAUUUAUUUUGUUUUUUGCCAGUGUAUUUUUGGAAAUAAAGGAUGAACAACAGUUAA